Messenger RNA from Chiroxiphia lanceolata (lance-tailed manakin), 2284 nucleotides. RefSeq names its product D-threo-3-hydroxyaspartate dehydratase-like. The transcript is spliced from 8 exons. Gene Ontology annotation, biological process: D-serine catabolic process. Lineage: Eukaryota; Metazoa; Chordata; Aves; Passeriformes; Pipridae. Gene Ontology annotation, molecular function: D-serine ammonia-lyase activity. The record is from RefSeq and is a predicted model, not a curated record. The coding region runs from base 104 to 1267 and encodes 387 amino acids.
CCUUGUCCCCGGCCGGGGCUUGGCCGCGGGUGCCACGUUGUCACGUGGGGGCCGUGGCACCGCCGGGGCCACCGGAGCGGGGACGGCAGCGGCGGCCGGAGCGAUGGACGCGGGGAUGGACACACGGACGGACAGCCCCCGCAGGUGGCUGGGAGCCCCCCUGGAGCAGUUGCCCACCCCGGCGCUGAUCCUGGACCAGGCGAAGGUGCGCGGGAACGCCGAGCGGAUGCGGGAGCGGUGCCGGGCCCUGGGGUUGCGCCUGCGGCCCCACGUCAAGACACACAAAACGCUGGAAGGGGCUGCGCUGGCCACGGGCGGGACGCGCCGGGGGAUCGCGGUGUCCACGCUGGCCGAGGGGCGUUUCUUCGCCGCCGGGGGCUUCGACGACAUCCUGUUCGCCUUCCCGGCGCAGGAGUGGCACCUGCCGGAAUGUGCCGCCCUGGCCCGGCGGCUCCAGGCCUUCCAGCUGCUCGUGGACAGCCCCCGGGGCCUGGAGCUCCUGCGCCAGAACCCCCUUCCCGGCGGGAAGCGCUGGCUCGUGUGGCUCAAGCUGGACUGCGGGAACGCCAGGGCGGGAAUCCGCCCCACGGAUCCCGAGGCUCUGGAGCUGGCACGGGCCAUCGCCCGGGGGUGCCCGGAGGUGGUGACACUGGCGGGGGUCUACGCCCACUGCGGGAACACCUACGGCUGCGGGGACAUCCCGGCCGUGCAGGACGUCGCCAGGGACACCACCAAGGCCGUGCUGGCCUUUGUCACCAGGCUGCGGCAGGAGGGGAUCCCGUGUCCCGAGGCCACCAUCGGCUCCACCCCGUCCUGCAGCCACCCGGUGCCGGAGAUGUCGCAGCUCACCGAGGUGCACCCGGGCAAUUACCUGUUCUAUGACCUGCAGCAGACCCAGCUGGGCUCGUGCCGGCCGGAGGAGGUGGCGAUCCGCGUCCUCACCAGGGUGGUCGGGCACUACCCCCACCGCCGGCAGCUGCUGCUGGACUGUGGGUGGGCGGCCCUGAGCCUGCACGGCCGCGACCGGGGACCCCCGGGCUGUGCCGCCAUCGAGGGGCACCCCCAGCUCAGGCUGGUGGGGCUGACCCAGGAGCACGGGCAGGUGGAGGCCGUGGAUGGGGAGCUGGAUUUCCAGCGGUUCCCGGUGGGAAGCACCUUGGCUCUCAUCCCGUACCACGCCUGUGCCACGGCUGCCAUGCACCCCGUGUACUUCGUCCACGCCGGGGGGAAGGUGGUGGAGCUCUGGCACCCCACCCGUGGGUGGUGAGGAGAGAAGAGAGGGACCAGGGGGAUGUGCCCACACCGAGGCCCUGCACCCACAUGGAGACCCUGCACCCACAUGGAGACCUGCACCGAGACUCUGCACCCAGGAGACCCCACACCUAUGAGACCCUGUUCCUUCACCAUAACCUGGUACCCAUGAGACCCCGCACCCACACCAAGACCCUGCACCCACACCAAGACCCUGCACCCACACCGACACCCUGAUCUAGACCCUGCACCCACACCAAGACCCUGCACCCACACCAACACCCUGCACCCACACCAACACCCUGGUCUAGACCCUGCACCCACACCAAGACCCCUCUCCCUCACUGAGACCCCACAUCAUGAGACCCCACACCCACGAGCCCCUGCACCCUCGCUAGGACCCCACACCCACAGUGAGACCCUUAACCCACACCAAGCCCUGCCACCAUGAGACCCUGUGCCCUCACCAAGAUCCCACACUCACACUGUGACCCCACACCCACGAUGAGGCCCCACACCCUCCCCAAGCCCCCUCGUCCAUGAGACCCUGUGCCCACACUGACGCUCUGCACCCUCAGCAAGACCCCACACCAAGAUCAGGCACCCAGGAGACCCCACACCCAGGAGACCCCACACCCAGGAGACCCCACACCCACACCAAGACCCCGCACCCUCACAAAGACCCCGCACCCACAAUGAGACCCCUCAUCGAGACCCCGCACCCACGCCAAGCCCCUGUGCCCACGGCAGCGUCCUGCACCCACGGCAGGGGCCACACCAGGGUCCCACCCGCGGACCCUGCACCCACCCCGAGGCUGUGCACCCCUGCUGGGGUCCCGCACACGUGUCAGGGUCCUGCACCCACAGUAAAACCCUGCACCCACGCCAAGGUGGGAUGCUGCACCCACUCCACGACCCCGCACCCACCCCAAGACCCCCGACCCGCGUCAGGACGCUGCACCCAGCUGAGACACUCUGCCCACCCUAGGACGCUGUGGCCCCACCAGGGGUCAAUAAAGCUGCUUCUCCCGCU